Messenger RNA from Daphnia magna, 8068 nucleotides. RefSeq names its product leucine-rich repeat serine/threonine-protein kinase 1-like. The transcript has 39 exons. Lineage: Eukaryota; Metazoa; Arthropoda; Branchiopoda; Diplostraca; Daphniidae. Gene Ontology annotation, molecular function: protein binding; protein kinase activity; ATP binding. The coding region runs from base 140 to 7834 and encodes 2564 amino acids. Gene Ontology annotation, biological process: protein phosphorylation. The record is from RefSeq and is a predicted model, not a curated record.
UUAGAGGCCUUCUUCAUUAAGUGUGCCUGCAUCAGCUGAUCAAUGAACACAUUGAGAGAAACCAUGUUUGGUUGUUGACAAUUCUGUCAGUGAUGACAACUGUGCUUGGGCUCGGCUUUCUUUGGUUCAAUUCUCAAGCAUGAGUAUUCCGAGCAGUCCAAACUCUGAUGAUUUGGAAGAUUUCCCGGGACGCUUGUUACACCAGGCGGCACUUUGGGAUAAUGCAGAAUUAUUAGAAGACCUUCUUCAUGCUGAUCAAUUACAACAUAUUGAUGGAGUUGAUGCAUGGGGUCGAACACCAUUGCAUGCAGCUGCUACAACAGAAAACUCAAGCUGCCUAAGAAUAUUACUUCAGUCAGGAGCUAAUCCAAAUAUUCCGUGUGGGCCUCGAGGAGAAUAUAGAACAUCAUUGCAUGUAACUGCUGAAUAUGGCCAUGUCAACAACCUACGUCUCUUGCUGUCUCAUGAUGCUCGCAUUGAUGUUCGAGAUGGCCUGGGGUUUUCACCAUUAGAUUUGGCACUUAAAGGAAGUCACAUAGAAUGUGCUUCAGCUUUAAAAACAGCUCAGUCAACACAGGAAGCUUGUAGGGUUGAAAUAUUCAAUGGAUUGUUAAAAGCAUGUAUUGAAGGCAGUCCAGACUUAAUGCUCAAGCUCUUUAAGGAGCUCAAAGAAGAUUUGCAGCUUGUCAUUAAUAUGAUGGUGGAAGGAUCAAACACAUUGUUGUUCAAGGCUUCAGAAAUUGGCCAUAGAGAAAUCGUUCAUUUAUUACUUGCCAAUGGCGCGGACGCAAGAGUUCAUCCUGUAACAAAAUAUUCUCCCCUAUAUAUAGCAUGCUACAAUGGCCAUAAGGAAGUUGUAGAAUUGCUACUGAGAAAAUUUCCUGAAUUGGUACAAACUCCCACAGUUGAAAAAUGGUUUCCUUCCCAUGGAUGCUGUAUUCAGGGACACGUUCAAGUGCUGGACCUUCUACUUAAGUACCCGUACCCUUCGAGUAUAAUGAAAAAGUACACUGACAAAACAGGGAACUAUGAAUAUGAACUUCCUUUCGACAUCAAUGCAAAAGAUGUGUCAGGGCAAACUGUGUUGUAUAUCGCUGCCUAUAUGGGGAACCUGAAAAUGGUGGAGCUUAUUUUAAAGUAUCGCGUCAAAGGGAAAACGUUGAAGUCCAACGACCAGACAACAACCGUCCUGUCGGCGACCGAAUCGAUCACAGCCAAAAAACGGAUUUCAGACUCGAUUCAAGCUUUAAUGUCCCGUCUGAACGUUAACUUAAAACCAGACUCAGCAACUCCAGCUGCCAAUAUUCAACAGACAUUAAGUCCCGUCGACGUAGACGUCUACUGCGAUCAUGGGACACAAACGGCCCUUCACGCAGCUGUCAAGAGCAAACACUUUGCCAUCGCCUCCCUUAUAUUGGGUGCAGGUGCUAAUCCGAAUCUCACCAUAUAUCUUAACGAAGAAGAGCUGUCAAAGUUACGUUCUCGGACGGCCCUAGACGAAUAUGUUUUUACGGGAUCUUCCGUGCUGGUAGAGGCGGUCAGACAACGUGACAUGGGAAUGAUUGAUCUGCUUCUUAAACAUGGUGCUCGAGACCUGGAAAGCAAAGCACUGUAUGUGGCAGUUCAAGCGAAAGACGAUAUUAUAACAUCCAAACUCCUGGCUCUUAAAUCACAUAUUGAUCGAGAAAAUUCCAUCAACAAAAAAGCAGGAUCGCCAAACGAAAGCCGCGGCUUUGCGUCACUAAGCCAAGUUUUUCCCACUAACGCCGUUAUGAUAAAUUGGCACGGGCAGCAAUGCCUUGAAUACAUUAGGCCGCAAUGGCUGAGUGAGGCUGCUGUUAGCCUCAACCCCAAAAUGAAACUGCAUCCGCGUGCUUAUCACGUUGCCCUCCAUUCUAUUACACGCAUCGAUCUUUCCAACAAUGUUCUCGUAGAGCUACCACCAUGCAUGUUACAAUUGCAAAGUAUCCGGCAUCUCAACGUCGCGCAAAACAAAAUUGAGCGUCUGCCAUCAGGAUUAUAUAAUUGUCCUUUACUGGAAGAACUUCUGUUGCAGGAUAACAGAUUGGAUUUCCUUCCGGAUGCUCUAUUCAAGCUUCCUUCGCUGGCUAUUUUGGAUGUAUCCAACAACAAACUGCAACAUAUUCCAAUAGACAUGUGGACAGCUCCGAAAUUGAAAGAGAUGAAUGCGUCGUUCAAUUUACUUGUUGAUCUUCCCAACUUUCUAACGGACGUAGCCUUCGAUCUAACCAGUAGUGGUGAUUCUGGAAAGAAACUGGACUUUUCGGCGCCGCGCUCGAAUAAAUCAACUCCAGAUAAAUUCAACCUUUCUUUCUCUGACGAAGACAGCUUGGGAGACGCCAGAAUGAUGCGAAGCAUGCAGCUGGCAACUUUUAACCUUACUCCCCAGAAAUUAGUGCACGAUAGUUUAUGGAGCCAUACAGUAGAUAUUAAUGAAACUCUUCCGGCAGAUAUGGAUGACAUGCCUCAAUCGUGUUCACAGCUCGUUCAUCUUAAUCUUGCACACAACAAUUUUUCUAGCGUCCCGGUUUCAUUAGCUUGUAUAGCUGUCAAUCUUGUCCGCUUAAACAUGAGCUUCAACAAAUUAACUGACAUUGGACCUUUAUCUAACUAUCCUCACGGUUUGAAGCAGUUAGAUUUGUCUCAUAAUCAAAUAGAAAAUUGGCCGCCCUUUUCCAACUGGGACAUUCUUCAGCUAGAUGAACCGAUGUCCCCAUUAUCUACCUCAUCACCUUUUUUGUCUUCAUCAGCAACCAUAACUUGCUUUGCCGGAAUUGAUCGCAAUCCACCCAAAACGCCAGUAACCCAAGGGAGGAAAUUUCACAAAUCUUCAAAGGUGGUUGCGUGUGCACACCGGCGUCAUCACAAAUUGGAGGGUUUACGUACUUUGGUCCUCGGAGAUAAUCAGAUGACUGGAAUCCAUCUGUGGAUGGAUGAGGGGUUGGAAGAGGAUGUGGAUACCCUCGUUUCGUCUGCUCACAAAUCCAAACUACUCUUCCCAAAUUUGAGUGCAUUGGAUAUAAGCAACAAUAGGAUCAGAGAAAUACCAAAUGUUAUCCACGAACUAAGCAAUCUCGCCGUUUUCAACGUUAGUGGAAAUCCUGAUAUCGUCGAAUUGCCACCGCGAAUGGGAUUGUUGUCAAAAUUGUGGAAUUUGAACGUGAGAGGAUGCAAUUUACAAGAACCAUUACGUUCAAUGAUUGAAAGCAAGAAAUACAAGACAAUGGAUGUCGUGGGGUAUCUUAAAUCCAUCUUAGAAGAUGCACGUCCAUACGCCCGAAUGAAGCUCAUGCUCGUCGGCGUCCAAGGUAUCGGGAAAACUUCGUUACUGGAACAGCUACGCCAAGAAGGCACAGGAUCAUAUAAAAAGAAACCUCCAGAGCACUGGGCAAAAAGAAUGGGCAACAGGAAUAUACACUCUCGGACGCCCCGUGGAGUAAACUUGUCCACUGUCGGCGUCGACAUUGGUGAUUGGACUUACGACAAGAAAGCUAAAGGGCACGGCCCAGUCACUUUCCGUACCUGGGACUUUGCUGGUCAAAAAGAGUAUUAUGCCACUCACCAAUACUUUUUGUCUAAACGAAGUCUGUAUUUAGUCCUAUGGCGAAUAACUGAUGGAGUGAAAGGAAUUGACGAAAUCUUUCACUGGCUAGUCAAUAUUCAGGCGAGAGCGCCUAAUUCUCCUGUUCUAAUUGUGGGAACCCAUUACGAUUUGGUCAAGGAUACCUUCCCCUCAUCCUAUUCCGAAGAUCUCCAACAGCUUGUUCGUGACCGUUUUAUUAAUGUGGUGGACGCGGAAAAAUGCGGUUUACCUCGAGUAUUAGAUACCAUAGAGAUCAGUUGUCGUACCAGACAUAAUGUUCGACUUUUAUGCAACCUAAUUUAUGACGCCGUUUUUAGCCUAAAACUUCCAGGAAGUAAAGAACGCAUGUUGGAACAGCGUAUUCCGGCAACUUAUUUGGCUCUAGAGGAUGUUAUUGGUCUUCUAGCCACUGAACAAAAAAAUUGCGGUCGUGAUCCUGUUCUUUCUGCUGAGGAAUAUCGUGUUGGCGUUGCGCACAUCAUGAAUUCCCGAUUUCGAAUGUCCUUCAGGGAUACAGCUGAGUUGAAUCAAGCUACCGCAUUUCUUCACGAAAAUGGAGUGAUGCUUCACUACGAAGAUGCAACCCUGAAAGACCUAUAUUUUCUAGACCCACAGUGGCUGUGCGACAUGCUUGCCCAUGUAGUCACCAUCAGAGAAAUUAAUCCCUUUGCGCCAAACGGUAUUAUGAGGUUGGAGGAUUUACAGCUUGUUUUUCGCUCAUCGACCAGCGCUCCGGCAGAAGCUCAAGCUUAUGUUGUCAAUUUACUUAACAAAUUUGAAGUAGCGUUGACCUGGGACUCAAGGACUUUACUUAUUCCCUCAUUAUUACCUACUGAAGAUCAAACAGCAUAUGAUUUACCUGGCUCUGACGUUCGUGUGAAGAUUCCAGUCCGGUCAAGGGGUAGGGCGAUGCGACCGAGAAAGGGCCCGAGAUUUAACAGGGCUGUGUCGAUGCCCUCAAGACCUGGUUCGGCAGCAGCCCAGGGGCACAAAGGAUUUCCGUCUGAAGAAACAAUUACGGAUGGAAAAUGUGAAGUAAGCUUCCAGUCUGACAUGGAGACCGCGAUCUAUCGCUUGCUUCUACUUUCAUACGUGCCAACAGGGUUUUGGUCGCGUCUAAUAACGCGGCUGUUAGCCGAAGAUAGCAUUGUCGAUACGCUCCGUUCUUACUUCAAUAUUCCCAGACACGUUGACGCAGAUCUGACACAUACUUUGGAGUGGAAAGCUGAAUGGCGUUGUUGGCAGACCGGCAUUGAGUUACACUAUCUCGGUACUACUUUGCUUCGAAUUAAAGAAGUGGCCAAUCGCGUCGGUGUCAGUCCAUUCGAUUAUCGGGCGUUUCGAUAUAUUGCCAAACAAGAGGGUCACUGGUCUGAACUGGAUACCGCUUCGGCUGCUAUGAUUGAAAUCUUUCUUCCAAACGAGACCAUUGCAAUACGUAAGCCAAUAUUUGAUCGACCUGAAGGACAACCAUUUCAAAAAGUUUCUGUUCAAGGCUAUCAAACCUUUGCAUUAGAACCAUCUGUUGAAAGCGUUACCAAACUUUUGACGAUCUCCGUUGAUCAUAUUGAUACUCUUCUGGAAGACUGGUAUCCGAUAUUAGGUACCAGAUUUGUACAUACUUCUGAAGGAAAAUAUCUUGUUACGCGGUUGGUUCCAUGCCCCAUGUGUCUCUGUGGAUUAAAUCCCCCAGCCGACAGUCCACAUGAACGCCCACAAGAAAAUCACCAGUUUUUUCCUCUAAAAACGGAACCAGUUGCGCGCGGUUCGCGUAAUAGUGCCCGAUCAGAAGGUGCUGACUCUGGUGUAGGUCACGAAUCUCCUGUGUUAAGCCGGAAAACUUCGACGGAAGAACAUUCUAACAUUCAAGAGCUUUUACGGUCACACUCCUCGCAUUCAGAAACAGUUUACUCUUUCACUGUAGAAGAAUGCAUUUUGCUGAGCCAUGGAAAUCGUCACGUACAUUGCCCGGUUCACAAUGACAUUCAUUUAGCUCAAGUGGCACCCGAUACGAUGUUUAUGGACAUUGGUGAACGCAACAUUGUGAACGGUCAGAACAUUAAAAGAGGAGGUCUACUUGGUCGGGGUGCCUUUGGUUUUGUCUAUCGAGCUACUGCAAACAUUAACGGCAACCCCAAUGCAGAAGUAGCAGUAAAAAUGCUUCAGCCUAUUGAUCCUGGACAUGAAGCCAGAUCUUCUGUUAUACAGAUUUAUAAAGCAGCUAUCAGCCAAUGGGAAAGAGAUCCUUUACAGUAUGCCUGCAAGGCCUACUGUACUGUAAGGCAGGAAUUGGCUAUCCUACUAACCCUGCGUCAUGCGAAUAUCGUUCCAUUCAUUGGUUUGUGCACCGAACCACUAGCAUUGGUUUUAGACCUCGCACCCUUAGGAGCUUUGGAUUCAAAUUUAAGAAAUUUUCGAAGAUCUGGGGCAAAACUAAACCUCUCUGUCAUUCAGCAAAUCGUAGUUCAGAUUGCUAAAGCUCUGGAAUACUUGCACCAACAACGAAUCAUCUAUCGUGAUCUCAAAUCAGAAAAUGUAUUAGUAUGGUCGUUACCUAGUCCCGAUGAAAGGCAGCCUGAAGUGAAAGUGGAUGUAAAAUUGGCUGACUAUGGCAUUUCCCGGAUUUCACUGCCUACUGGCGCAAAAGGUUUUGGAGGAACGGAAGGUUUCAUGGCUCCUGAGAUAAUGCGGUUCAAUGGCGAAGAGGAGUACACCGACAAAGUGGAUUGUUUUUCUUUUGGAAUGUUCUUAUACGAGCUGCUCACACUUCGUCAGCCUUUCGAAAGCCACGAGUCAGUGAAGGAAUUCAUAUUGGAAGGAGGCAGACCUUCGAUAACACCUCGGGAUGCAACCCAUCCCGUGUAUUUACUAGAUCUGAUGGUUUUGUGCUGGAGUCAACAGCCAAAAGACAGGCCUACUGCUUCCCAGAUUGUAUCUAUUGCCUCGGCACCAGAAUUUACCCAUCUCCUGGAUGUGGUAUCUUUAAAUCACAAUGGAUUUUGUACUGACGGCAUUGCUGUUCCUGUGCCUAACUCUUCGGAAGAAACGCUUCAUGAGCUUUGGUUAAGCAGUACGGCAUGCCAGGUUGACCUGCUACUUGCGUCAAGUCAGCCUCCUGAAAUUGCCAACGGCUGCGGGUCUUGGCUGGAUUACUAUACGCUUGAAAGUGAGAUCGAUCAGCCCGUUACAGCGGCUUGUCUGGUCGGUGAAUCCGUUUGGCUUGGAGAUGCUCGGGGGCAAAUUUUCUGCUUCAGCACAAGGACAUAUCAAUGUCUUUUUCGUUACUCCCUUGAACCAGACUCCUCCUGCACUGCCUCUAUACGACGUCUGAUACAUUUACCUUCGUUACAUCGAGUAGCGGUUGCCUUGGCUAAUGGCCGUUUAUUUCUAUGCCGGGAUGACUUCAUCCCACUAACGUCGACUCAAGGUGAAGGUACGUUUGUUAUGACCGAACUCGGACUCGGUGGAAGCGGUGCCCCACUACACUGCAUGGCGGCCAUUUAUUCAACUUCCAGGGGGAAAGUAGAAUUGUGGUGUGGGCAAUCACAAGGCAGCAUAUGCGUGUUCGCCUUAGGAGAAGGCGUAGUGAUCGGUCAAGAGCUGAUCAAUCAUUACGACCCUGUUCUACCCGGUCUUGAAGUGCUCCAAAUAGUGGCUGUCGACAAUCUGAUUAUCGAAAAUCAUGUAGACUCCUUUGACUAUGAAGAAGAAAUGCCAAACGAAAAUGUCAUCGAGACUACUAGUUCUGUAAUAUGGUCGUAUGUUUACCCUGGGUGUGUUGUCUAUCGCUGGUGUGCAAAUACCCGACGAAUUCUCCAUCGUCUGGACUGCUCUAAGCUAGCUCCUUGUUCUGAAUCGCUCCAAUCGAUUAGUAUCGAGGAGCAUCUUAGUCCAGGAAGAUGCCAAGUAACAAGCCUAGCUGUGCAAGGAAGAGAACUGUACAUAGGAACAACUUGGGGCUGCCUUAUCGUGGCUGAAGCCUCAUCCCUGCGCCCAAUAACUGUUUUCCGCCCAUACGAAGAUGAAAUCCGUGUAAUUCUUCCUCUGAGUUCGUAUGACAAAGAGAAAGAAAAACAAUCUCUUCUAGUGGCAACUAUUGGCAAAGGCUAUCGAAAUCUCUUACAUCGUUAUGGCUCAUGGACGCAUUUUAAUAAGAGUUCAUCUGGAUACGUAUCGGAGAGAAACCAGAACAUGCAAGUCCUCUUGUGGAGGGCUGGUGACUGGAUAUAAGAAACUAAGUCAUCGUAGAUGAUCCUUCGUUUUAAGAUUUCGCAUUAUUUAUUUGGUAAAUUAUUAUAUUCUUUUUAAUUAUAAAGACCCUUGGCUUUUCAAAUUUGUUGUUUUCCGUUAAUUCUCUAAUCAACCCGAUGUAUAAAUAUGUUCGAGAACACUGUUACUUUUCCGUGUUUCUUAUUCUGUCAUGCGUAGUCGUGUACUUGUUAGUAAAUAAAAUAGUGGCAUUUA